UUAAGGAGCGGGCGGGGAGCGCGGGCUGGGAGGAGGGAGCGCGGCGGAGCGUUGAAUGGGGCGCAGCGAGGCGCGGCUCGGCUUUGUGCGGGCACCCCUCCGGCCCCAGCGUCUCUCCCCGCCCCGCCUACCCCGACCCCUGCUGCCGGGGAGCGGAGACCCGGCGGCCGCAGCCGAGUGGAGCGACGCAAGGUCAGCGGCGGACGCGCGGCGGGGACGGCCGCGAGCUGGCUGGAGGGCUCCGUGGACGAUUCCAUCAUGGGAGAACCCAAAGUAGAGACGCAGACAAGCAUGGACUGGCAGAAGCGAUGCUUGGCUUUAGAAACGCAGCUCUUCCGGUUCCGUGAACAGGCCAGCAAGAUAAGGGAGCUGCUGGCUGACAAGAUGCAGGAGCUGGAACAAAGGCUGCUAGAGGCAGAGCAGAGAGCUGAGAAUGCGGAGACCCAGAUGGGUGUGAUGGAGGAAAAGGCGAAACUGUCCAACCUGAAGAAUGUGGACUCAGCAGGCAGCCUGCACCGGAAAUACCAGGACUUGCUUAAAGCCCUGCAAGGCAAAGACGAGCUCAUCCGCCAGCUGCAGGCACAGCUGGAGAAGCAGAAACUGAUAAGAGCUGAAGAAGCAAAAGUCAUUCAGGAAAAAGCUGCGAAGAUCAAAGAGUGGGUGACACUGAAGUUAUCAGAGCUUGAGACAGAGAAUCAGCACCUGAAGAACUGUAAUCAGCAGCUAGAGGAGCAGGUGGGGGCCCUUCAAGUUGCCCUGGAAGCUCUUCAGAUGGCACCUUCAGGAAAGUGGCUGGUGAAACCGCAGGGCCCCCCAAAGCAGCAUGCUGCCCUGUCAGUUCCAGUGCCCCCGGCAAUGGGGCAGGACAAUGGUCCUCAGGGCCAGGUGACCCUGGAGAUGGCUGCGGUGGCCCCUUCCCCAGGUGCUCUGCAGAACAAGGACUCGGAGCCCAAAGCAGAAAACUCCUUGCAGGCCCCUCGCUUCAAUGUAGCCCACCAAGGGGAGCCCCCAAAGGCCCAGACGCUUCCACCUCGUCUGAGAAGAGAGGGCUCUCCGGGCCAGCCCUGCAGGACGCCGUGCACCCCCAGACACGGUUUGGCUUCCUGGGGUGCCGGCCUGGUGGCUCCCCAGGGACAGCCCUUCCCUGGGACAAAGACGUCUGCCGGCGAAGGCGGGCCCGGCAGCAGCGUGACCCUGCCCAAGGCUCGGACUCCCGCCAGCCCCCGAGACAGCCUCCCCCUGGCCAGGAGACACCACAGCCAGCCCCAGGCCUGCCCCGGCUACUUCAGCCACGUGGUGAGCCGUGAGAUCGGGGCCCUCUCAGCCCUUCACACCCCUGGUCUUCCUGAGGUGGGGGCCUCGGCUGAGGCACGAGAGGAGCCAGAGCGGAUGGAGAUGGAGGAGCAGCCGCCAGCAGGGAGGAAGAGCCCCGUGAAGGCCCCCCACGUGGAUCUGGAGGAAGUGGACUUGGGGAACAAGCCGCCCACACCCCCCUUGCACCGGUUUCCAUCAUGGGAGAGCCGGAUCUAUGCCGUGGCCACAUCAGGACUGCAACUCUCGGACGUGUCUUCCAGGAGUAAUGUCACCUGCUGCGCUUCCCGCCCUCCCGCUCUUGCCUCCCCUGGACCUUUUUCUGGCCUUGUCUACAAGAGUGUCACCGUGCCAGUCUACACUGCCUUGAAGGGGAAAGCCACACAGAUCAGCAGCGUCCCCCUUGUGGACGAGUCCUCGGGCUCCGAUGACGACUGCAGCUCCCAGGCCAGCUUCCGCAUCUCUGUCCCCUGCCCCGAGACCAGGAAGACCGGUGGACUGGGCAGCCCCCGGGCCAUCAAGAGAGGUGUCUCCAUGUCCUCACUGAGCUCCGAGGGGGACUACGCGAUCCCCCCAGAUGCCUGCUCGCUGGACAGUGACUACUCGGAGCCGGAGCACAAGCUGCAGCGCACCUCGUCCUACUCCACGGAAGGGCUGGGUCUGAGCGGGGAGUCACUGGAGAAGUCAGGCUACCUGCUGAAAAUGGGGAGCCGGGUGAAGACGUGGAAGAGACGCUGGUUUGUGCUGAGACAGGGGCAGAUUAUGUACUACAAGUCCCCGAAUGACGUCAUCCGGAAACCUCAAGGCCAAGUGGAACUGAACUCCCGCUGCCAAAUUGUUCGAGGGGAGGAUGCCCAAACUUUCCAGCUCAUCUCCGAGAAGAAGACCUACUACCUGACAGCUGACUCGCCCAGCCUGCUGGAGGAGUGGAUCCGGAUCCUGCAGAACCUGCUGAAGGUGCAGGCUGUUGGGCCCCCCGGCCCGCUGCAGGGCGCCACCAAGCCCACUGUGAAGGGCUGGCUGACCAAGGUAAAGCAUGGCCACUCCAAGCUGGUCUGGUGUGCUCUCGUUGGGAGAACGUUCUACUACUACCGGAGUCAUGAGGACAAGCGCCCCCUGGGCCGCCUGCCUAUACGGGACGCGCACAUAGAGGAAGUCGAUCGAUCAUGUGACUCGGAUGAGGACUACGAGGCUGGAGGAACUGGGCGGUUACUGUCCUCCCACUGUACCCUGGUGAUCCACCCCCCGGAGCACAGCCCCACCUAUCUGCUCAUUGGCACCAAGCAUGAAAAGGAUACGUGGCUUUACCACCUCACCGUGGCUGCAGGGGGCAGCUGUGCCAAGGUGGGCACUACCUACGAGCAGCUUAUUGGGAAACUCAUGGAUGUCGAAGGGGAUCCAGAUUCUCCACUCUGGAGGCACCCCAUGCUGUGCUACAGCAAAGACGGGCUGCUGGCCCCGCUCACCACCCUGCCCUCCGAGGCCCUGCAGACUGAGGCACUCAAGCUCUUCAAGUCCUGCCAGCUCUUCAUCAACGUGCCCGUGGAGGCUGCCUCAGUGGACUACCACGUGUCUCUCGCCCAGACGGCGCUGCAGGUCUGCCUGGCACACCCCGAGCUGCAGAGUGAGAUCUACUGCCAGCUCAUGAAGCAGGCCAGCUGCCGGCCCCCUCAGAAGUACUCCCUCAUGCAGUGCUGGCAGCUCCUGGCUCUGUGUGCCCCGCUCUUCCUUCCCCAGCACCACUUCCUCUGGUAUGUCAGGCAGCAGCUACAGCGUCACGCCGACCCCAGAAAUGAAACUGGCCAGUAUGCCACCUACUGCCAGCGUGCAGUGGAGCGGACCCUGCAGACCGGGGAGCGGGAAGCCAGGCCGUCGCGCAUGGAGGUGGUGUCCAUCUUGCUGCGGAACCCCUUCCACCACUCCCUGCCCUUCAGCAUCCCCGUGCACUUCGCCAAUGGGACUUACCAGGUGGUGGGUUUUGACGGCUCCUCGACCGUCGAUGAGUUUCUCCAGCGGCUGAACCAGGAGACAGGCAUGAGGAAAUCUUCCCGCUCCGGCUUUGCCCUCUUCAUGGACGACCCUUCAGGCAGGGACGUGGAACACUGCCUGCAGGGGACUGUCAAGAUCUGUGAUGCCAUCUCCAAGUGGGAACAGGCCCUGAAGGAGCUGCACUCCGGGAAGUCUGAGGGUGGCACACGCACUGUGAAGCUGAUGUACAAGAACAGGUUGUACUUUCGGAGUCAAGUCAAAGGGGAGACAGAGCGAGAACGACUGCUGCUUGCUUCCCAGACGAGCGGAGAGAUAGUGUCAGGGAGGUUCCCCGUCAACAAGGAACUGGCUCUGGAGAUGGCUGCCCUAAUGGCCCAGGUGGAAUACGGAGACCUGGAGAGGUCCACCCUGCUGGGUCCCGGCUGCACCCCUCCUGCCAAGGUUCAGCAUCACCUCCAGCAGGUCCUAGAUAGGUUCUACCCAAGACGCUAUAGACACGGCGCACCCCCUGAACAACUGAGGCACCUGGCGGAUCUGCUGAGCACCAAGUGGGCUGCGCUGCAAGGCUGUUCCCCCCCUGAGUGCAUCCGCAUCUACCUGACAGUGGCCCGGAAAUGGCCUUUCUUUGGUGCUAAGCUCUUCGCAGCUCAGCCUGCCCUGCUGUCUUCCAAGGAGAAGACUCUGGUGUGGAUUGCUGCAAAUGAGGAUGGUGUCAGUAUCCUGGACCACAACACGAUGCAAGUGCACGUCACUUACCCCUACUCUUCCGUGAUGACCUUUGGUGGCUGCCGGGAUGACUUCAUGCUUGUGAUUAGAUCCACUCCGGACCAGAACUCUGGAAAAAGUCACAUUGAGAAGUUGAUCUUCCGGAUGGCUGCUCCCAAGAUUGCAGAAGCGACCUUCAUCUUGGCCAGCUACAUGAACCAUUGCUCUGUAGCUGGGAGCCCACCCACCAACCCGCCCACUGGCCGCCCACCGAGGGAACUCGAUGGACGACAGCUCUUUGCUUCUGUUCCGUGUGUUGCCAAGGGGCCAGCACUGCUGUGAAGAUCCUCCCAGCCAGGUCCCUGCCAGUUCUCUAGGACUGCAGCUACAUACCCGGGAUGUGAUACUACUGUGAUGGGCCUAAGAGCCCUGCGCCUAGCACGCUGCCCCCCAUGCCCCCCUCCCUUUGUUCUGUGAAAUGUUUCAGUGUCCGCAGAGCCUUUACUCUCCAGGUGCCUUAUCAUGUUUCAGGGCCCAACCUUGAAAUUCCAGACCCAGUAUCAAACCACUCUUUUCAGUAAUACUGAGCUCUGGCUGCUGCCUGCUUCUGGGCAGACAGGGCUGGCCCACUGGUGCUGACGACGUCAGUGGUAUGAGUCAGGGUCGUCUGCACCGAUACUCUCAGGAAGGCCGAUUUUUAAAUACUGUAUAUGGUCCUUAUAUGGGGAUUAAUACUUGAAGUUUUCCCAAAAUCCCUGACUAGGACAGGACUAGAAUUUCUAAUUCACUUGAUCUCUGACAAAGGCCUAGAACUCACUGAAACUGGACUGACUUUCGCAGAGGGCAGGGCUGGAGAGGAGCUUUGACUCAGCCUUCCCUUAACCUCCUGCCUCCGAGAACAAAGCUCUUCUCCCUGCUGCUGGCUACAAGCCCAGCGGAGGACUGUCCACUGCGCAAGCCCUUUCCCACCUUAACCACUGGACCGGGCACAGGGUCAGCUGUGCUCACUCUUGCUGCCCCAUUUGCCCACCCUUUGAAAGACCAAGCAAAUGUGCUCAGCUUUUGCUGCUCUGUGAGGCCACGAAAGAGAAAGUCAGGAACAGGAGACCCUCCAGGCUGGUGAGCCUGGAUUUGACCCUCACGACUUCUGGCAUAUUCUGCUAGGAAUUAGUUGGCAGGCAGAGGCCACACAGGUGAUAUCUGCCUUUUGCCUAAGAACUUUCACCUCUCAUUUCCUGACGAUACCCAGGUCCCCUCAUCCCUGAGACAGUCUGUGGAAUACAGAGGACAGGAUCUUUGUCUCCAUCCUCUGGAGAGAAAAGACAAAGGAGUUGAUUUAUACUCUGACUUUCCAUCACUAAAGAAACUUCAGUUUAGGGGCUGAAGUGAUAGCACAUCAGGUAGGGCUUUUGCCUUGCAUGCGGCUGACCUGGGUUCGAUUCCCAGCAUCCCAGCAUCCCAUGCUCAGAUUCCCUGAGCACGGCCAGGAGUAAUUCCUGAGUGUAUGAGCCAGGAGUAACCCCUGUGAAUCGCCUGGUAUGACCCAAAAACCAAAAAAAAAAAAAAAGAAAGAAAGAAAGAAAGAAAAAGAAACUUCAGUUUUAUUUCAAAGCUCUGGAGCAGUUCUCACCUUUGUCAUUAAAGUACCGAAAACUUAGGGGUUUAGCAGCAGCAUCCCAGACCCAAGUCUUCCACCCCAACAAUGUGUGUGUGUGGUGCAUGCUAAGAAGACUGGACCUAGUUUAUCUGAAUGCCUCAUUUGCUCAUGCACCCUUGAAGCUGACACGCAUGACGAAAACAGCAGCUCUGUCUGCCUCUUUAAAAUGAACGCGGCUUUGCAAAGGCUGCCAGUUCCACAGCCCUCUCCCAUUUGUUUCUGCUUUUCCUCCCGAAAUUUGGGAUCUAAUUGAGACAUUUCUACCUCAAAUAAGUCACAGGUACCAGAGCCUCCUGGAUAGACCCUCCAGGGCUUAUGUCAAGGGCAGAGAUGAUAGCUUAUUUAAAAUAUCCUGAGUGUCUCUAAGGCUAACAAGGAUAAUAUCCAUCCCAGAGUUCAAAAGAAAAUUGAGAUUCUGAAGAAAAAGCAAGAAUGGAGCCAUGUUUCAUGCUAAAACUGGGAAUCCAGUUAUCUUUCCACCCUCUUUCCUUCCCAAACUCCUUACAGGAAUCCUCCCUUGGUUUAUUAAUUGUAUACCGAAGAAACUGUCUUAUAAACAAAGGCUUCUAAUAGUUGGCUUGUUUAUCCUUCCUUAAACAUGUCUAAAACCAAAAUCAAAUUUUUCUCGCCCCCCCCCCAACAAGAGAGUUUUUUUGAAACUGUUGACAAUACUGAUUGUUAAUGUGCUUGACAGCAAUGCCUGUAACACGACGAUCAUGUUUGUCAAUAAAAAAGCAGCUGUCCGUGAA
Molecule: messenger RNA, 6411 nt
Organism: Sorex araneus (European shrew)
Lineage: Eukaryota; Metazoa; Chordata; Mammalia; Eulipotyphla; Soricidae
Gene: PLEKHH1
Product: pleckstrin homology, MyTH4 and FERM domain containing H1
Exons: 29
Coding region: 259-4347 (1362 amino acids)
Cellular component (GO): cytoskeleton
Source: RefSeq, a predicted model, not a curated record